GGUCUCAGAAGGUGGCGGCGCUGCGCGGGGGCGGGGAGAGCCGGGUCGCAGGCCGCGCCCAGCUCAGAACGCCACUCCUGAUGCCCUCAACUGCCUCUCCUCUCUACUGGUCUUGCCCCUGUCCCUGGCACUCAGGGAGCGGAACCAGGCCUAAGAUCCUGGUUAUGGCUCUGGCUACCAUAGUGCAUGACACAUCUGAGGCGGUAGAGCUCUGCCCCUCCUAUGGCCUGUACCUGAAGCCCAUCACGAAGAUGACCAUCAGUGUGGCCCUCCCGCAGCUGCAGCAGCCCAGGAAGUCCAUCUCCAACUGGGAGGUAAUGGAGCGGCUCAAGGACAUGGUGGGCAACCACCAGUUCUCCACACUGCGCAUCUCCAAGAGCACCAUGGACUUCAUCAGUUUCGAGGGGGAGGUGGAGAACAAGAGCCUGGUCAGAUCAUUCCUAACCUGCCUGGACGGUAAGACCAUCCAGCUCAGUGGCUUCUCCGACAUCCUCAAGGUGCGUGCCACUGAGUUCAAAAUGGACCUCGCCACCUGCGCUGACUGGGACCUCUUCCUCAAUGCAAAGGAAAGAAAGGAGAUGCUGCCAGGGGAAUGGCCAGACACCAUCCACCUGGAGGGGCUGCCGUGCAAGUGGUUCACACAGAAGGAAUCAGGCUCAGAGAAGCCCAGCCAGGAAGUACUCAUCAAGGUGUUCGAGAAGUUUGGGGAGAUCAGGAAUGUGGACAUCCCCAUGUUGGACCCCUACCGGGAAGAGAUGACCAGUCGGAAUUUCCAUGCAUUCGGUUUCAGGGGACCCUUAAACUUUGAGGCCUACAUACAGUACUGCGAGUAUGGCGGCUUCCUUCAAGCUAUGAGCGCCUUGCGCGGGAUGAAGCUAAUGUACAAAGGCAAGGACGGCAAGGCCGUGGCCUGUAACAUCAAAGUUUCUUUUGAUUCCACCAAACACCUGGGAGAGGCUUCGAUUAAAAAACGGCAGCUGGAGAGGCAGAAGCUUCAAGAGCUGGAGCAGCAGCGAGAACAGAAGCGCAGAGAGAAGGAAGCAGAGGAGAGGCUGCAGGUGACGGAAAGGAAACAGAAGGAGUUGGAAGAGCUGGCGAGAGACAGGAAGAGGGAAGAGAAGCUUCACAAAAGACCGAAAAAGCAGAGGGACCGAGAGUUCUGGCGAAGUCAGAAGCAGCUGGAGAAGCUUCAGGCAGAAGAGCAGAAAAAGCUCCAGAAGAUCAAGCUGGAGGAGAGGAAGCUGCUGCUGGUUCAGAGGAAUCUCCAGUCCAUCCGGCUUUUGGUGGAGCUGCUGAGCAGAGCCAAGGCUGCAAAGCUGGAGAAACAGGAAGAGCAGGAACUGAGGCAGGCGGAGGUGGAGCACAAGGUGCAGGCGGAGCACAAGGUGCAGGCGCAGCAGCGGAGCACCCUGCUGCGCAAGAAGCCCCACAACAUGCACCCACACAAAGACCUGAUGCAGCCCAAGCGAGAUGUCCUGCAGACUGCAUUUUCUGGCAGCUCUGUCACCUGUGCAGCCAUGCCCCACCCCCUGGGGGGCCCACUGGCUCCCAGAACCCCCAAGGAGGCCCAGCCCCAAGUGGAGGCUGACUGCGCACCCAGGAACACCAUAGGCAGCGAAUCAGACAAGGUCUGGUACAAGGAGGCUCAGACUCCACUCCAUGUGGUUCUGGAGGGUGACUCCCUAGAGAAGAGGUGCCCAGGAGUCCUUACCCGAAUCCCCAAGGACAGCCAGCAGGCCAAGGGCAUUCACACCAGCAAACACAGUGUGCCCAAGGAGGAGGAUGGCUUGAAGCAGGUCAAGAAUAACUUGGAGCCCAGCAAAGGCCACAUGCGGGCCACACAGGAUAGGAGAGCUGAGGAGCCACACCCAUCCAACACAAGCUGGGCCAGAACCGCAACCAGCCAUAAAGACCUGAGGCUGCAGUGCAAGGAGCAACAGCCAGGCCAGAAGCUCUCGCACAGGGACCAGGGCAGCCCUGGCCUGCGGAAGUCCCACAGCAAAGAUGGGCACAGCCGCAGGGAGAGGAGCAGAGGGUACAGCGGACACCGCGAGAACUGCCAAUCCCCCAGCAGCCACCAAAGAACAGGGAACAGGUAAUGAAGGGCUGGGCCUCCCCAAGUCACUGCCCUGCAUCUUGUGGCUCUUGACUGCCUGUGUUAAAGCCAAGUUUCUUAUGCAGCCAAUGUCCCGAAUCCACAGUUCACAGUAAGACCGGGUACUGGAAACUCACUCUCGUUAGCCGCGCAUACAAGGCCGCAUUUGGCACACUAGUUUUAAUUUUCCUUUGUCACUGCUGAUCAGAGAAUGUGGCCCAUCCUCUAAUCAGGAAAACCACAAGGACCAACGAUGGUAAGAAGGAAGACUACAGAGCAGAAUUUGUGUGUGCCAGCCCAGUCCAGCGACGUCCUGCAGCUCCAAGUGCGGGACUGUGAGAAGUGAGGGUUUCCACAGACUCCCAAGGCCCAAUAUGUCUUGCUACGGUGGGCUUUUGCUUUUUUUAUCCUCUUCUUUCUGUAAUUUUUAAAUGACUGGUAGAAUGCUGACAGAAGAAGAUGACUGUGGCACAUUCAGUCCUGGUAAGAAACUGGAAAACUCAAAUGUGCCCUGCAUCUUGGGGGAGUGGCAGAGUGGUUGAUGCCCCUUGCCUUUAAAACACUUUUGACAGCUUCAAGUAUAACAGCAUAAAAUGGUUGGCUGAAAGAACUGGUUUUUAAGAAAGGUUAGAGUGUAUGGUUUUGUAAGAAGCCAUUUUUGCUACAUUAUUUUUACUUGGAAUGAUCCCAACAUAUUUAAGGCCGCAAACUUGUUAAAUUUUAAUUGUUUACAUCUCAAAAGUGAAGCUCUGGGAUACUUAAAGAUAGCUGUACACAUUUCCAUCAGAAGUCAUUUACUCCAGGUAGCGUUUUUAUGGUGAAAUAAAAUCCUUUUCUAAUGGAAAAAAAAAAGAAGACAAGGCAGAUGCACAUAUAAUUUUAGUUUCUUUCUUUGUGUAUUUCUAGAAGAGGAAAGUCUCACGAAGAAUAAAAACCAAAACAGCAGGUAAUUAAAUAUCACAAAGGAGCAGCUUGAAGGAACUUUUAUUGGGGGUGUUGAGCAAAAGGAAAGGACUGACUCAGGGAGAGAAAAUGACAAUAACAAAACUGAGGUAAGCAAUGACGGAAAGGUAUAAAAUUGUUUUGGAAAGAACAUGGCAUAGAAGAAAUCUAAAAAAAAUGGACAGUAUAUUCAGUUAGGGAAAGAAAACAAAUAAAUUCUAGCUCAACUCCUAAGGUGCUCUUCAGGCAACACCCUCGUCUUGUCCGAGUCUGGGUUAUACCAGGAAUAAAAUCAGUUUUAAGCUGUAUGACUCUAAGGUUUCUUUAGUUUUGAAAUGUUAUCUUGUGCAAAGCUAAAGAGACUGGAAAGAGGUUAGAAAUAAUUUAACUUUAACCCUACAUUCUGUUUAAAACAGUAUCUCUCAAAUAUCAUUUCAAUGUGUAACAGCUAUAAAAUAUUAAAUUUUGUAUAUCAGAA
Chinchilla lanigera (long-tailed chinchilla) is the source of this 3515-nucleotide messenger RNA. Its product is annotated as A-kinase anchor protein 17A-like. Gene Ontology annotation, biological process: regulation of RNA splicing. Gene Ontology annotation, cellular component: cytosol; nuclear speck. Gene Ontology annotation, molecular function: RNA binding; protein kinase A binding. The record is from RefSeq and is a predicted model, not a curated record. The transcript has 2 exons. NCBI's taxonomy places the organism in Eukaryota, Metazoa, Chordata, Mammalia, Rodentia, Chinchillidae. Bases 81 to 2099 code for a protein of 672 amino acids.